CAAAUCGCUCGACUCCUCUCUCUCUCUCUCUCUCUCUCUCGCUCUCUCUCGGCGUUCUCUGCCUCUUCCGUUCUCGCUUUCGCUCGAUCUCCGCGGAGCGCGAGCCAUGGCGGAUCAGCUCACCGACGACCAGAUCUCCGAGUUCAAGGAGGCCUUCAGCUUGUUCGACAAGGACGGAGACGGAUGCAUCACAACUAAGGAGCUGGGGACAGUGAUGCGCUCGUUGGGCCAGAACCCAACCGAGGCGGAGCUGCAGGACAUGAUCAACGAGGUGGAUGCAGAUGGCAACGGGACCAUCGACUUCCCUGAGUUCCUUAACCUGAUGGCCCGCAAGAUGAAGGACACGGACUCCGAAGAGGAGCUCAAGGAGGCCUUCAGGGUCUUUGACAAGGACCAGAACGGCUUCAUCUCCGCCGCGGAGCUCCGCCAUGUCAUGACCAACCUAGGCGAGAAGCUCACCGACGAGGAGGUCGACGAGAUGAUCCGUGAGGCUGACGUCGAUGGCGACGGCCAGAUCAACUAUGAGGAGUUCGUCAAGGUCAUGAUGGCUAAAUGAGGAAGAUUUCACAGACUGAUCGGUACAAUCGCCCGUUCCUUUGUUUGUUUCCAUUCUUCUUCUGGUAGUUUAUCUGUGUUAGCUGUACUUGUGCAAACAGAAAAAAAGAAUGACCCCCUGUCAUGCUUUUUGCUCAUAAUGUGCUAAAUCAUGUUUUCCUUCUGGAGUUAUUUGGACUUCACUUGGAUAUUUUUAUUUGGGUUAUUUGAGUUUAUUUUGAGUGCCAACAUGUGAUGAUCUUAUGUGGUGA
Messenger RNA from Ananas comosus (pineapple), 806 nucleotides. RefSeq names its product calmodulin-7. Bases 107 to 556 code for a protein of 149 amino acids. The record is from RefSeq and is a predicted model, not a curated record. Gene Ontology annotation, molecular function: enzyme regulator activity; calcium ion binding. The transcript is spliced from 2 exons. Lineage: Eukaryota; Viridiplantae; Streptophyta; Magnoliopsida; Poales; Bromeliaceae.